Molecule: messenger RNA, 1893 nt
Organism: Closterium sp. Naga37s-1
Lineage: Eukaryota; Viridiplantae; Streptophyta; Zygnematophyceae; Desmidiales; Closteriaceae
Source: the annotation of a GenBank genome assembly
GACAUCAUGAGGAUCCCUGUGAACUACACAGAGCUGGCCGCCAUGCCCGAGAACCUCUGGUCCACUGGUAUCACAGCGAUGAACGAGGCGCGGCUUGUGAUGAUGAAUCACGGCAUAGCGAACGGGGCGCGGUGGAUCCUGCCGCUGGACGGAAACCACUUCCUCACUCGCGAGGUGUGGACGUACCUUGCUGCUGCCGCUGACCGGCACGAGGCCCACGGCAAGACUGCGUUCAAAAUUCCAGUGGUGAAGAUCGACGGCCCACAGAGCACUGAGUGGAUCAACGGCAGCACGCUGUACAGCGACCUCUUCCCCCACGCGCCCACGCUGCAGGAGGGCAUGAUAGGCUUCCGCAACGACUCCCCGCACCGCUACCAACCAGGGCUGGGAUUCGGCAGGAGGAACAAGCUAGAAGCCAUCAACCGCAUCUGUGGCACAGGCGAGGACUACACUCCCCUGCAGAUCAUGCACCGGAUGGGCCUAGUCCAGCUCUUCUACCCAGACUUCACCCCCCAGCUUGCAGACACAGGCGAGUGCGGCUGCCAGAGGGAAACCGGCAGUGAGGCCAAGCCGAGACCCAUGCGCAUGUCUGUGCUGCAUUCGUGUGGGCUGUCCAUUCGCCUGUGGUACUACCCAUGCCCGGAGGUGGAUGGUGCGAGGAUCAUGCGCGAUGGGUGGUACCGCUUCAAGCAACGGCAAAAGGCGCGGUUUAUUCUGCUUGACCGAGCAUCGCGCGCAUCAGUCCCAGCAACGUCUCUCUCUACAGGCACGCAAGGCGCCACAUGGGGCGGGGACGAAUGGGAGGACCGCAUCCGACUCUCCGCCGUCCCGCACGAGGGCGGCAUGGUGGUGCUUGUAACGGGCGCCGCUGGAUUCGUGGGCUCGCACACGUCGCUGGCUCUUAAAGAACGAGGCGACGGCGUGAUUGGCCUGGAUAACUUCAACGACUACUAUCCCGUGGCGCUAAAGCGCGCCAGAGAGGAGCGGUUGCUAUCCAACGGAGUCUUCGUCGUCGAAGGCGACAUCAACGAUCAACAGCUCCUCUCCAAGCUCUUCGAGAUCGUACGGUUCACGCACGUGCUCCACCUCGCCGCGCAAGCCGGCGUGCGAUACGCCGUGCACAACCCCUUGGCCUUCGUCCAAAGCAACGUCCUGGGCUUCGUGAAUAUGCUUGAAGCCGUACGAAAGGCGGAUCAUCAACCCGCCAUCGUGUACGCGUCCUCGAGCAGCGUCUACGGUCUCAAUAAAAAAGUCCCGUUUUCGGAAAGCGACCGCACGGAUCGCCCGGCUAGCUUAUACGCGGCGACGAAGAAAGCGGAUGAAAUGCUCGGGCACACAUACAACCACAUCUACGGCCUCUCCAUCACCGCGCUGCGCUUCUUCACCGUGUACGGCCCGUGGGGCCGGCCCGACAUGGCGUACUUUUCCUUCACGCGAAACAUCGCGGAAGGAAAGCCGAUUAAGAUCUUCCGCGGGCCCAACGGGCAAGAGCUGGCGCGCGAUUUCACGUUCAUUGACGAUGUGGUGAAGGGGUGCGUUGCCGCCCUAGAUACUGCCACGCCCAGCGUGGGCGUGGUCACGCAAGGGAAGAAGCGCCGAGCACAGUUCCGGGUGUUCAACCUCGGGAACACUCAGCCGGUUAAGGUGACGGAUUUCGUCAAGCUCCUGGAGAAGCACCUUGAGACUCGCGCGAUUAGGGAUGUGGUUCCCAUGCCCAGCAGCGGCGAGGUGCUGUUUACACACGCGAACGUCACACGCGCUGAGAACGAGCUCGGUUACAGUCCGUCUACAGAUCUAGACGAGGGGUUACAAAAGUUCGUACAGUGGUACAAGUCGUAUUACCAAAAAGGUGGCAGCAACGAGCGGAUGCUGAUCGGGUAUCGACCAUACUGA